GUUACGACUGCAGGUCGCGAGGGCCCUCCAGGGCGCGAACGUCAAGCUGAACGUCGGCGACCGCCCUGGGCCGACGCGUGGACGCCUGCCGUCUUGGGAGCUCAAGGACAGCCUUAUCUGGCAGCGUGGUAUCCAUAUGGGGAUAUAUGAUAGCGGCUGUCACUGCUGAUCGGAAGGUGAUGCUGGCUCACGUUUACCGCGUCCUGCGGCCCCUCACCGAAGUCCCCGCCCCCGGCACUGUCACGGACGGCCGGAAGGCAAACACAGGAAAACAGCGACCGCCAAUAUAAAGCAGGUGGCGGACCGUUUUCCCCAUUCUUCCCUUUCCUCCCGCGCUCACCUUCCUCUCCGCCGGCCACCCAGCGACCCGGGUCCGCAUCCUCCCUCCCUUACAUCUACACCGACAGUAUCGCUUACGACAAUGCUCUCUCUCGCGUACUCCAACGUCUCGGUCACCCUCGUCGCCUUCGCCGCCCUCAUCAUCCUCUUCCUCGCCCGCGCCAUCUACCUCCUCUUCUUCUCCCCGCUCAGCGCCAUCCCCGGCCCUUGGUACGCGGCGGUCUCCGACUUCUGGAUCCUCACACAUGUUCUUCGCCUACAACAAUGCAAGACUGUCCACGAGCUCUUCGAGAUCUACGGCCCCGUCGUGCGCAUCGGCCCUAACCGCGUUGUCUUCAAAGACCUGUCCACCACCAAAAGCGUCUACUCGGUACACAAGUUCGACAAGAGCGUCUACUACAAGAGCCUUCUGACCAAUGAGAAUGACCAUGCCAUGACCACCCUCGAGCACGCGCCUCACAGCAUGCGCCGCAAGGGAUACGCUCCUCACUACACCCCGAACAACCUCGCCCAGUUCCAGCCCGAGAUGCACGACUUCGCCCAUGAUCUUGUCCAGACCCUCAACUCGAUCUCCGGCGAGAAGUCCGUCGACUGCCUCACCCUGUUCAGGCAAUUCAUGGUGGACGUCAUCGUGGCCUCGUCCUACGGCUGCCGUCUCGGCGCUCUCAAGAAGUGGGCUCUCGGCGUUGAGGAUGCCCUUUGCACCGCCAUCAGCGACUUCCCCAAGCGGGGCAUCUUGCGCAGCGCAGUCCCCACCUGGGCGUGGAACCUCGUCUGCAAGAUCCCCAACAACCGCUGGCGUCAGAUGUGCGACUCGGACAAGAUCAUGGCUGAGUUCGUCAGCGCGCGCGUCUACGAGCUACGGGCGCAGAUGAACGCUGGCAAGCUUCACGACUCGGAGAAGGUUCCCAUGCUCCAACGUCUCCUCAAGUACCGUUACUCGUCGACUGGCGAACUUAUGCCCGACAACGACAUCAUCUCUGAGGCUAUGGGUCACAUGAUCGCCGGCUCCGAUACCACGUCGACCACUUUGUCUUACUUCUUCUGGGAACUUAGUCGCCGCCCGGACAUGAUGCAGAAGCUUCGCGCCGAGCUCGAGGAGGCCAUGCCCGACUCCAUGUCCAUUCCCGAUAUUUCCGUUCUCCAAUCUCUCCCUUACCUCAACGCUUUCAUCAAGGAAGGACUCCGUAUCUAUGGUGCGGCCCCCAGCCUGCUUGAGCGUGUCGUUCCUUCUGUCUCCUCGAAAGCCGGCGAGCUUGAGCCCUUCGACCUCAUGGGCUUUGCGCUCCCCGCUGGCACCGUUGUGUCUACACAGUCCUGGAGCCUCAGCCGCGACGCCACCGUCUUCCCUUCUCCGGAGACGUUCCUGCCCGACCGCUGGCUGGUCGAGGACACCAGUUUGAUGUCGGCUCACCUCCUUCCCUUCGGCUUCGGCACCAGAGUCUGUGGUGGCCAGAACCUUGCGCAAAUCAUGCUCAGGAUUCUCCUGCCGAGACCAACGCCCGCUCCAUGGAGAUGCGCGACUCUUUUGUCAUCUUCCCGGCCGCCAUGUCGUGCCCACUCACCUUCAUUCCUCGCAACAACAAUUGAUCGCGCGCUACCCGCCGUCAUUGUUCUUGGAUAUUCGCUCACGGACCUUACAAACAGAAAAAUUGAUGCACGUACCCAUCUGCACAUACCUUCACCUUUUUCUUACCUUAUAGUCACCUAAUUCGACUCACUCACGACGUCGUCAUGUUUUCAGACCACGCUAUCAACUCGCUAUCGUGUUUUCUUGUUUUUCACUGUCGCAUUCUAUGUCGAAGAAAGGAGAUAUAUCUUCCUCUCAUCCAUCGUGUUAUCUUGAUUGUCCACUAGCGCUGUCCAUCGCUACCAAUAGUCCAUGUUACAGUACGAUAUAGCCGGGACUACGUACGACGCGUUCAUCGUAUGUAGCUUCAUUAAUAACAACGCCUGCCCUGGGCGAGGCAAUGCCUUCGCAUCCCCAGCGAUCCGCGGUGUGAACUAUGCCAGUGAAUUCGUCUUUCUCUUCGCUAUGGCCGCAACAGGCGCAUCGUUGGCUCCUGUUUUAUCU
This is a messenger RNA of Schizophyllum commune H4-8, 2413 nucleotides long. Its product is annotated as cytochrome P450. NCBI's taxonomy places the organism in Eukaryota, Fungi, Basidiomycota, Agaricomycetes, Agaricales, Schizophyllaceae. The transcript has 12 exons. The record is from RefSeq and is a predicted model, not a curated record. Bases 422 to 2050 code for a protein of 542 amino acids. Gene Ontology annotation, molecular function: iron ion binding; oxidoreductase activity, acting on paired donors, with incorporation or reduction of molecular oxygen; heme binding.